Molecule: messenger RNA, 1200 nt
Organism: Halteromyces radiatus
Lineage: Eukaryota; Fungi; Mucoromycota; Mucoromycetes; Mucorales; Cunninghamellaceae
Exons: 8
Coding region: 1-1200 (399 amino acids)
Biological process (GO): phosphatidylinositol phosphate biosynthetic process
Cellular component (GO): endosome membrane; fungal-type vacuole membrane
Molecular function (GO): 1-phosphatidylinositol-3-phosphate 5-kinase activity
Source: RefSeq, a predicted model, not a curated record
AUGGAACGAAAUUCAAUUGUAAAGGCGAUCGCAAAUAUAUUGGCUGAAAGAGGAGUUGGGAAUCUUUUACCAUUAGAAUACCCAUUAUCACCAUUAGAACAUGUCUUUCCGAAAUCAAUUAUUGUAGUACGUGAAGAUGAACCUAGUACAAUUGUGGCAGCUGCAUUAUCAUCGGAUGAUUAUAUCGGACGACUCUUUGAAAUUAGAGAACAGUACAUGAUGGACAAUAAUACGACUGAAGAAACCAAUAAUGAAAAACUGGCCACAGGUAUCGACACAUCUACUUCUGGGAUUACAUCUUCCGAUCUAUCUAUUGAACGAACUUUACGAUCGAAAUCUGGCAUUCAUAUGAAGUCUUAUUUCACGGAUGGAACAACAAAAUUCUUUUGCAAGAUCUUUUUUGCUGAACAAUUCGAUGCCUUACGAAGAAACUGUGGUUGUGAAGAAAGUUUUAUUGCAUCUUUGGCGCAAUGUGCAAAAUGGGAUUCAUCUGGUGGCAAAUCUGGUUCCACAUUUUUGAAAACAAAAGAUGGUCGGUUCUUGUUAAAACAGAUUUCAAGAUAUGAAAUGGAUGCAUUUUCGAACUUCGCUCCUUCCUAUUUCCAGUAUAUGUCUGAAGCCUUUUUCCAUGAACUACCCACUGUACUCUGUAAGAUUUUUGGAUUAUAUCGUGUUGGGUACAAGAAUAUGACCACAGGACGAUCCAUUAGAAUGGAUAUCUUGGUGAUGGAAAACUUGUUUUAUGAUCGUUGUGUUCAAAAGAUCUUUGAUUUGAAAGGAUCUAUGCGAAAUCGACAUGUUCAAGUGACAGGCAAAGAAAAUGAAGUUCUUUUAGAUGAAAACAUGGUAGAAUAUUUGUUUCAAUCACCUUUGUUUUUAUAUUCCCAUUCAAAACAAAUGCUUCGUGAAUCUCUACACAAUGAUACUCUAUUCUUAUCUCGUUUGGAUGUAAUGGAUUAUUCGUUAUUGGUGGGUAUUGAUGAAGAAAAACAAGAACUCGUAGUUGGUAUAGUUGAUUUUAUUCGUACAUUUACGUGGGAUAAGAAAUUGGAAAGUUGGGUCAAAGAUUCAGGCAUUUUCGGUGGUGGAGGCAAGGAACCAACCAUCAUCUCACCUCGACAGUAUAGAAUUCGGUUCCGGGAAGCUAUGGAUCGUUAUUUUUUGAUGGUACCUGAUUUUUGGACGACUAUCAAUAUUUGA